ACCUAUUGGCCCACCGUGGUCACGCCUCUAUCCGCAGCCGAUCCCCGUCAGGCAUCCUGGGUCCUGUGUCGCUUCCUGGGUUCUGGCGUUAGGACAGACUCGGGACAAGCUGAAAGCAGAAAUUGGCCAGUCUGGUUGGUGAGGGGCGCCGGUUAAGGCGCCGUGGUGGAAGUGUGCGGCAGGGGUCGUCCAGGCGGGCAAGCAUUCAUUCCCGAGGCUCGCAGGCACGAUGAAGGCCCUGAUCUUAGUGGGCGGUUAUGGGACACGGUUGCGGCCGCUGACGCUGAGCAUCCCGAAGCCACUGGUGGACUUUUGCAACAAACCCAUCCUGCUGCACCAAGUGGAGGCGCUUGCCGCGGCAGGCGUGGAUCACGUGAUCCUGGCUGUGAGUUACAUGUCUGAAGUGCUGGAGAAGGAAAUGAAGGCCCAGGAGCAGAGGUUGGGAAUCCGAAUCUCCAUGUCUCACGAAGAGGAACCUUUGGGGACAGCUGGGCCUCUAGCACUAGCCCGCGACCUGCUCACUGAGACUGCAGACCCUUUCUUCGUCCUCAACAGUGAUGUGACCUGUGAUUUCCCCUUCCAAGCCAUGGUGCAGUUCCAUCGGCACCACGGCCAGGAAGGCUCCAUCCUGGUGACCAAGGUGGAGGAGCCUUCGAAGUAUGGUGUGGUGGUAUAUGAGGCAGACACAGGCCGAAUUCACCGGUUUGUGGAGAAGCCACAGGUAUUUGUGUCAAAUAAGAUCAACGCAGGCAUAUACAUCCUGAGCCCUGCAGUGCUGCGGCGCAUCCAGCUGCAGCCUACAUCCAUUGAGAAGGAGAUCUUCCCCGUUAUGGCCAAGGAGGGGCAGCUAUAUGCCACGGAGCUGCAGGGCUUUUGGAUGGAUAUUGGACAGCCCAAGGAUUUCCUCACUGGCAUGUGCCUUUUCCUGCAGUCACUGAGGCAGAAGCAGCCUGAGCGACUAUACUCAGGCCCUGGCAUUGUGGGCAACGUGCUUGUGGACCCAAGUGCCCGUAUUGGCCAGAAUUGCAGCAUUGGCCCCAAUGUGAGCCUAGGUCCUGGUGUGGUGAUAGAGGACGGCGUAUGCAUCCGGCGGUGCACGGUGCUGCGGGAUGCCCACAUCUGCUCCCACUCUUGGCUUGAGUCAUGCAUUGUGGGCUGGCGCUGCUGUGUGGGCCAGUGGGUGCGCAUGGAGAAUGUAACAGUUCUGGGCGAGGACGUCAUUGUUAAUGACGAACUCUACCUCAACGGAGCCACUGUGCUGCCCCACAAGUCAAUUGGUGAAUCAGUGCCAGAGCCUCGCAUCAUCAUGUGAGGGGCCGUUUGGGGCUAGUGAAGCCCUCAUUUCCCCAUCAGCAGGAGGAGCACUGGCCUGACACAUCAGAAGGCCCUGGACUUGGUGCCAUUAUCUGAGGAGGGGUAGACACCUGCCUUCUUGUGUGGACAUACCUGGCAGCAUCCCUGCUGGACACACCCCCAAAAAACCCCAUGUCCUCAAGAAGGGCUGUGGCCAGGGUUGUAUGCAAUAAUAAUUUAAUGCUCACUA
Molecule: messenger RNA, 1543 nt
Organism: Heterocephalus glaber (naked mole-rat)
Lineage: Eukaryota; Metazoa; Chordata; Mammalia; Rodentia; Bathyergidae
Gene: Gmppb
Product: GDP-mannose pyrophosphorylase B
Biological process (GO): GDP-mannose biosynthetic process
Molecular function (GO): mannose-1-phosphate guanylyltransferase (GTP) activity; GTP binding
Source: RefSeq, a predicted model, not a curated record